Molecule: messenger RNA, 334 nt
Organism: Staurois parvus
Lineage: Eukaryota; Metazoa; Chordata; Amphibia; Anura; Ranidae
Source: the annotation of a GenBank genome assembly
AUAUAGUGAAUGCAGGGUCCGGGGAGACCGGAUAUAGUGAAUGAAGGGUCCAGGGAGACCGGAUAAAGUGAAUGCAGGGUCCGGGGAGACCGGAUAUAGUGAAUGCAGGGUCCGGGGAGAGCAGAUAUAGUACAUGCAGGGUCCGGGGAGACCAGAUAGAGUGAAUGCAGGGUCUGAGGAGACCGGAUAUAGAGAAUGCAGGGUUCGGGGAGACCAGAUAUAGUGAAUGCAGAGGUCCGGGGAGACCGGAUAUAGUGAAUGCAGGGUCCUGGGAGACUGGAUAUAGUGAAUGCAGGGUCCGGGGAGAGCAGAUAUAGUGAAUGCAGGGUCCGGG